This is a messenger RNA of Aspergillus aculeatinus CBS 121060, 1949 nucleotides long. RefSeq names its product MAP kinase kinase Ste7 (gene ste7). The transcript has 4 exons. Lineage: Eukaryota; Fungi; Ascomycota; Eurotiomycetes; Eurotiales; Aspergillaceae. The record is from RefSeq and is a predicted model, not a curated record. Gene Ontology annotation, molecular function: ATP binding; protein kinase activity. Bases 143 to 1768 code for a protein of 541 amino acids. Gene Ontology annotation, biological process: protein phosphorylation.
ACAACUGUCGGUCUGCCUAAUUACACAGUUUCGCUUCUACUGCGAUCUCUAGCAUUAUUUAUCCUCUUCAUUACGGCGGCCUCGUCACGCCGCCUUCAUUCCCUCCGCCUCUCCCCCCCACCGGUCCCCGUCAUCAGUCGCCAUGGCCGACCAGUUCAAAGCACGCACCCUGAAGCGCAAGAAUGUCAAGGGACUUGCCUUGAAUGCUGCUCCCAAACCCGCCUCAAACCCAAGCGAUGGUGAUUCUCAAGCUUCCGGCGCUGUCGGCAACGCCGAAACCACCCGCACCGACACCCUCGAGAUUGGCCUGGAGUUUCGACUUGACCUGCGGAGUGAAGAUCUCAUUACUUUGAAGGAGUUAGGCGCGGGUAAUGGUGGCACAGUCUCGAAGGUCAUGCAUGCGUCGACCAAGGUCGUCAUGGCCCGGAAGAUCAUUCGUGUCGAUGCCAAGGAGAAUGUGAGGAAGCAGAUUCUACGAGAGCUCCAAGUGGGCCAUGACUGCAACUCCCCCAACAUCGUGACUUUCUACGGAGCGUUCCAGAAUGAAGCUCGGGAUAUUGUGCUAUGCAUGGAAUACAUGGACUGUGGCUCACUCGAUCGAAUUUCCAAAGACUUCGGUCCUGUUCGGGUAGACGUGCUUGGCAAGAUCACCGAGUCGGUGUUGGCCGGUCUCGUCUAUCUCUAUGAAGUCCACCGAAUCAUGCAUCGCGAUAUCAAGCCGUCUAACAUCACGGUCAACUCACGCGGAAACAUCAAGCUGUGCGAUUUUGGUGUCGCUACCGAAAUUGUCAACUCUAUUGCCGAUACCUUCGUAGGCACUUCGACCUACAUGGCUCCUGAGCGAAUCCAAGGAGGCGCUUAUACAGUCCGCUCGGAUGUGUGGAGUGUGGGACUGACGGUAAUGGAACUGGCUGUCGGGCGCUUCCCGUUUGAUGCCUCGGACUCGGCGGCAGGCGAUCGCGCCAGCGCUGGCCCAAUGGGGAUUCUGGAUCUGUUGCAGCAAAUUGUGCACGAGCCUGCCCCGAAGCUGCCCAAAAGCGACGCUUUCCCACCCAUCCUCCACGAGUUCGUCGCCAAGUGUCUUCUGAAGAAGGCGGAGGAGCGACCAACACCACGGGAACUUUACGACAAAGAUGCAUUCCUGCAGGCCGCCAAGCGGACCCCAGUAGAUCUUCAGGAAUGGGCCAUCAGUAUGAUGGAGCGACACAACCGGAAGUCAUACCUCGCCCCUCCGGCGCCCAAAUCACUCAAGGAUGAUAUGCAAUUCUCCUCUUCCUCUCACCAGCCCAGCCCCGCGGUCAAGCCUCCUGUUAGUAGUAAAGCCCCCGUUGGCAAACCGUCGCGCACUCCGCAGUACGCCUCUCCCUCGUCCUCGUCCGGCGAUAUUCCCGUCAUGGGUCACGACAUGCCCGCACACUACGCCCACAACUACGUUCCCGCCAACCCCUCGCCCCGGCCCCGACGAACCACUCGCUCUCCACCCAUAUCUUUGGAACACCUGUCGCUAGAGAACCGAGAGGAGGAGUAUCGCUCUGGCCGACGGCCUUCCCGCACCCCCGUGGGUGGCCCUUCCCCGGGGUUGGAACCUCCCAUGCAUCCCAUGAGCUCCCGCUCAGCGAGCUCCCACAACACUAAAUCGAGAAUGCCGCUGCAGUCGGCAGCUGCCCUCCCCGUGCGCUCACCGCACAACGGUCCGUCUUCGGGCUCCAGCGGCAGUGGUUCCUGGCAGCGGUCUAUGCGCGGCGAUCAUAUGACCGGUGCUGUCUAAACGAAUUCAUCGUUGAUGCAGGACGUCUCUUUGUCUUCAUGCCAACAUGCUCCCCUUCCUCACCCUUUGCAUCAUCAAGGCGUAAUUCCAUCAUUGGCCAUCAAUGUCUUCUGUCUUUCACCAUUGUCCCAGCCUCUUUUAUCAACCUGGCAUCUCUUCUUCUAUCUACAUACAUAGCUAU